Messenger RNA from Zingiber officinale, 1563 nucleotides. RefSeq names its product zinc finger MYM-type protein 1-like. Lineage: Eukaryota; Viridiplantae; Streptophyta; Magnoliopsida; Zingiberales; Zingiberaceae. The record is from RefSeq and is a predicted model, not a curated record. The transcript is spliced from 3 exons. The coding region runs from base 1 to 1563 and encodes 520 amino acids.
AUGGGUUUUGGAGGAAAUGAUGUGUUUACAAGAUCUGGUUUCAUAAAUUGGAAAAAAGCAAUUGAAAAAUUCAAUGAGCAUGUAGGUGGAGUUGGUAGUGCGCACAAUGAGGCAAGAAUACAAUUUGAAGGUUUCAAGAAUCAAAGACAAAGUGUGGAGUAUUCAUUUUCAUCGAGGAAACAUGAGCUUGAAGUUGCUUAUCGCAAACGCUUGACUUCCAUUUUAAAAGUAAUUCGAUUUUUGUUGUUACAAGGAUUGCCUUUUCGGGGGCAUGAUGAGUCUUCGACAUCAUCCAAUAGAGAAAAUUUUUUAGAAUUGCUCAAAUGGUAUAGCUCAGAGUGUCCAGAAGUUGCGGCAGUUGUUGGAAUGAAUGCACCUGGAAAUAAUCAAAUGAUUGCCCCAAAAAUUCAGAAGCAAUUGGUGAAUGCUUGUGCAGUUGAGACCACAAAUGCUAUUCUAGCUGAUCUUGGAGAUAGGUGGUUCACUUUACUACUUGAUGAGGCUCGUGACUGUUCAGUGAAAGAUCAAAUGGCAGUUGUUAUUAGAUAUGUGAACAAAUAUGGAGAGGUGAUUGAACGAUUUAUGGCUGUAGUUCAUGUUGCAACAACUACAGCUGUUUGUUUGAAGGAGGCAAUCGACUCUUUAUUUACUAAGUAUGGUUUGUUAGUGGCGAGAUUGAGGGGUCAAGGAUAUGAUGGUGCUUCAAAUAUGUCUGGAGAAUUUAAUGGAUUAAAGUCACUGAUAAUGAAAGAAAAUCCGUAUGCAUUGUAUGUUCAUUGUUUUGCUCAUCAACUCCAGCUAGUGGUUGUAGCUAUUGCUCAAGCAAAUCAAUAUGUUUGUGAUUUCAUGUGGAUUGUUGGUUCGAUUGUGAAUACAUCUGCAUCAUCUUUCAAAAGGGCCGACAAACUUCGACAACUUGAACAUGACAAAAAAGUUAAACUUCUUGAAAGAGGAGAGAUUAAUUCUGGUAGAGGACUAAACCAAGAAACUAGUCUAGCUAGACCUGGAGAUACACGAUGGGGGUCUCAUCAUUUAACUUUAUGUCGUAUUGAACAAAUGUGGCCAUCUGUUAUAGAGGUUCUUCAAAAUUUGAUUGAUGAUGGUGAUCGUUCUUCUAAGGGUUUAAGUAGAACUUUGGUUGAAAGAAUGGAGAGGUAUGAAUUUGUGUUUAUUCUACUAUUGAUGAAACGUAUAUUGGCAAUCACAAAUCAUUUGUCAACCGUUCUACAAGAGAAAGAUCAAAAUAUUGUGAUUGCGAUGCGUUUGAUCAAUAAUGUGAAAUGCAAAUUGCAAAAGUUGAGAGAUUCUGGAUGGGAUAUUUUACUUGAGGAUGUGAAGAAGUUUUGUAACACUCAUUCCAUUGAAAUAAUUAAUAUGACAGAUAACAUCAACAGCCGUAGUCAUUUGAAGAGAGAUCGAAAAAAUAUUAAUUUUUAUCACUACUACCAUGUUGAAAUCUUUUGUGAGGUUAUCGAUAUUAUUAUACAGGAGAUGGAUAGCCGUUUCUCUGAAACAACUACAGAUUUGUUGAUUAAUAUGUCAUGCCUUGAUCCUAGGAACUAG